Molecule: messenger RNA, 3354 nt
Organism: Neopelma chrysocephalum (saffron-crested tyrant-manakin)
Lineage: Eukaryota; Metazoa; Chordata; Aves; Passeriformes; Pipridae
Product: tumor necrosis factor ligand superfamily member 10-like
Exons: 5
Coding region: 36-1016 (326 amino acids)
Biological process (GO): immune response
Cellular component (GO): membrane
Molecular function (GO): tumor necrosis factor receptor binding
Source: RefSeq, a predicted model, not a curated record
ACAGCGGGACCGGGACAGCCGGACCGGGCCGGGCCAUGGCCCCGCACCCGCCCAGCGCCGGGCACUACCUGCGCUCCGACAGCGGCGGCUCGGAGGCGCCCAUGCUGGCGGAGGGUCCCGGUCCCGGCCCCGCUCCCGGUCCGGACGGCGGCCCCGGGGUGGUGCGGGGGCAGCGGCGGCGGCGGUGCGGUCCCCUGUGGGGCAGCGUGGCUAUCAUGGCCAUCCUGGCAGUGCAGAUCGCCUCCACCACCGGCCUGUUCGUCUACUUCACCAUGGCCAUCUCCAAGCUGAAAUCCCAGGCUCCGGGGAGUGCAGAAGAGCUGCGGUGUCUGCAGAUGCUCAAUCAGCAGCCCGAGGGCUCCAGCCUGGAGGAGCUGAGCAGCAGCCAGACCUGCCUCAAGCUGGCCAGCACCAUCAAAGCCUACGUGGCCACGGUGACAGAGAACAUCCUCCGCAGGAGCACGGUGAAGGAGGCCCGACGGAGCUACUUCAACACCUCAGAGGGGCAGGUUCCUCCUAAAACAGCCGGGAAGCCCUCGGCACAUCUCACCCUCCGCCAACAGAGCCUGACCCAGGAUGGAAUCUCGGAGCGCUUCGGGAACCUGUCGCAGUCGUGCCGCCACGCCAUCACCCGCUGGGAGCACAGCACCCUGCACUCCCACCUGCAGAACAUCACCUACCGCGCCGGGCGGCUCCGUGUCGAGCAGCCGGGCAAGUACUACGUGUACUCCCAGAUCUAUUUCCGCUACCGCAGCGCCGGCGCCCAGGACUCGGGCCCGCAGCUCGUGCAGUGCAUCCAGUGGCAGCCACCCCACAGCCAGCCCAUCCUGCUGCUCAAGGGCGUGGGCACCAAGUGCUGGGCGCCCGAGGCGGACUAUGGGCUGCACGCGCUCUACCAGGGCGGACUGUUCGAGCUCAAGGCCGGCGACGAGCUCUUCGUCUCCGUGUCCUCCUUGGCCAUCGACUACAACGACGCGGCUGCCAGUUACUUCGGGGCCUUCCGGCUCGACCUCUGACACCCCCUCUGCUCCCACCUGCCCGCUGAUGCUCCCACGUGGCCCCGGGACGGCGGCCCAAUGGCCAGGGGGUGGCACAGGGCCCUUCCCAGUGUGUCUUGUCCUUUGCGGUGAGGGACAAACCAAAGAGGGCAUGAGGAGCGGCUGCCCGCAGGGACCUGCUAUGCUUGGGGCCACCAUCCAGGUGGAGAGCCUGGAAGGGUUCCCAAGGACCUACAGGGGACAUCCACGAUGGGAGACAUCCCAGCCCUGGUGGAACAUCACCUCCCAGUGGCUCCCUGCAGCAGGAAGGGCACCAGGGCCACACCCGCCAUGGCAAGACACAGUGUCCCCGUGAUGGGGUGACCCUCCAUGAGUCUGACCCCACCUCGGGCAGGGGCAGCCCCAGCUGGGCUGUGGGUGCCAGGGACCCUGGGCUGGAGGUGCUGGGGCAGCAGCUGGGGUGAGCAGGGAGCAGCAGCAGCACAGGGGGCACAGGGCUGGCACCCCCAGGCCACUGCCUGCGGGGACGGGGCAGGUCUGGUGUCAGCCUCUGGAAAAGGAGUGAACGAGUUUCGGUUUGGGCAGAUCAGAAACCUGGGGCCACGCCAGUGAUGGGCUCGAGAGAGGGCAAAGAGCAGGACGGCGACGUCGGAGCAGUCGCCAGCCCCGGCACCGCACCCGGCACGUGGCACUGGGGAGUGUGGUGCCCCAGCCAGGCUGCACAGGACCAGGAGCUCUCCAUCACUGCUGCCCAAGCACCUCUUCCCUUGGGGAUUUUGUCCCCCCCAGCCCUGAGGGACCAGCGCAGCCCCCGCUUCCUCACCCCUCCAGCCCUGGCAGUCCCUCACCUGCAGGAUUCCAGCACCAGGUGAGCCCGGAGGUCAUGGCAGGACCUUGGAGGGACCAAACCCACCCCAGGUGAUGGAGGCCACCUCAGAGGCCAAAGAGGGGUUCGGGCAGGGCCCAGCCCAAGGCCCAGCCAGACCCCAAAGUGCCACAGUGCGUCCCCACCACGCCAUGGCCGGGCAGGGGCUGCUCCUGGCUCCUGCCAUUGCUCCCACAGCUUUCCAGGCCUGACCCCCCACCCUCUGCAUCCUUGGCUGGGCCUGGGGGGCUCAGCCAGGUGGUUCCCACAUCCCUCCACACCCCCAGGUGUUGGGCAUUCCCACUCACCAGCCCCCAUCUCCUGCAAGUUCCUGCUCCAGGGGGACUGAUACAACCCUCCCAGGGGCACGGUGCCAGCCUGGCACCCAGAGCCUCCAAAAUCUCAUCCAAAGCCAGAGAGCACUGAGAGCAUCCUCUUGCUGCCUCCAAAGGGGUCACAGGGCUGAUCCCCCCAUGGCAGGGCUGCAGGGUCCCAUAUCCCCAGUCACCAUGGGGGGAGGGAGGGACAGAGGGGUGGAGGGAUAGAGGGAGCUGAGCUGAGCCUCAGCUCUGCAGCACUUGGCCCUGGAGCACGUUGGGCUCUUGCCCAAAGCAAACAAAACCCGAAAGCGCAUUCCAAACCCCUCCAUUCCAAAACCACGUUGAAAAUGAUCCCUUUCCCUCCACCUCUCAUCCCACCUCCUCCUGUCCCAGCCCCCUUGGUGACCCCAAACAGGAGUGGGGCUUCCAGGGCUCUUGACAUCCCCACCAGUCCCAAACUCCCCCCUUGGUGAGCACUGAGCUCAUCCCGGCUCCGCAUCCUGGCUCCUCUGGCAGCAGCCAUGGGAGCUCAGGGCUGAACCAGCCAAGCCAGGGCUGCAGGAAAUGCAGCAGGUGGUUCCAAGAUUUCCUUUGAAGGGGGGUUUAAAGUGGACAUGGCCCGAUGGAGCCAGCAGGAGGUUGUGUUUGCCGGGAAGGAAGCAGGGAAAGCAGCCCCGCGUGCGUGAGCGGGGAGAGCCGGGCCCGGCGCCAGCGGGCCAUGGGCCACUCCGCUUUCCUGGAAAGGAGAGGGCUCGUGGGUGGAUGGAUCAGGGAAGGAGAACUCCACCAGCGUCAGGGCAAAGAGCAGCCUCACCCUGUCUGGGGAGAGAUGAGUGGUACGAAGAGAGACGGGAUGGAAUUCCUCUCUGUGAGGGCGGUGAGGCACUGGCACGGGAUGCCCAGAGCAGCCUCAGCCCCCCCUCUGCCCCUUCCGUAGUGCUCCCAGCAGAUGGGCUCAGCCUGGCCAGGGACAUGCAGCCUGGCUGACUGUUCCCACCUGGACAACACGUGGAUUGGUGGCAGCAGAAAAACCCAGCCUCCAGCAAAACCUCCCUGCACCAACGCUGCCUGCCCCAGGACGUGCUCCAGGGAAGAGAGAAGAACAAAGUGUGGAGAGACCUGGGUGAGGAUGCAACACUUUUCUCCAGCUGAGGAAGCAAAUAAACCAAAA